AUGUCCUACGCUGUGAGGAGGAUUGUCGAUCCUUCUACGGCGCCAAAGUCAUCAGGCGAGUCUCCUCCAACCACAGCCACCGUGGUUGACUACAACUGCCUCUUCACGCAUGAUUUGCGGAGAAAGCAGAAACGCUGGCAAGAUGGCAGGCUCAAAUACCACACCUUCAACAAACGAAUCAUGGUCUACGAUGACAGGGGCAACUUCAUCGGCGACGCGCACUGGCAUGGGGUCGGAGAUUUACAAGAUGACGAGGAAUUGGAACUCGAUCGGGGUGCCGCCAUAGUCCAGGUUGGCGAGUGUACGGGGUCGCGCGAGCAAGAUCUCACCGAGGUACUUGAUAAGCGCGUGCGAGAAGUCGAGAAGCGGAGAGCCAUGGCGGCCGCUAAGACCUCGGUGCCCAGUAGAGCCGGUACUCAACCUCAAGCUCAGCGGCAGCGGCAGCAGCAGCAGCAGCAGCAGCAGCAGGAUCAUCAGCUUCAUUUUCAGCUUAACCACCGACCGUUGAACUCGAUAAUUCCUGGCCCGGGGCCUAUCGGACGAGCCGUGAUUCCCGACCGUUCUCCGUACGACGCCCGUAAAGCGGAAGGGACGGUGACUGGUGCGCCACCCGCAAAGAAGAGAAGGGUCAGUCCUUCGCCUCCUAGUAAGGCGGGAUUUGCGCAGAGCUUGUUUGGGGCGAGGUUGGAUUUGUGUGGUUCUGGCGGGACGGCGGCCGUGCGAUUGCGCGCGUUGAGGGAGAGGAUGAAUUUGCAGACGAGAGGAGAUGGAGGCGAGAAGAGGCCGGGUUUGGACAGUGAUGAAGAUGUUGUCAUUGUGGAUGAGAGGCGGUCGAAAGUGGUGUUUAGGAAAGCUAAACAUUUCCAGGAACCAACUUUGCGGGAGAUCGUGCCGAUGGAUGAUGUAACAAGACACAAGGCGCUUUCUGCAACCACAAAAAUCGUCGGUGAGAAGUCGAGUUCAACCGCGACGCUGAGUUCGAGGCAAAUGGAGGUUGAUAUGUCUGGAACGACAACCCAAACAAUGCCGGGGAGGUCGAGGUUGAAGCUGACACCGAAAGCGAGACAUUUCGAUGAGGAGCCGUUGGUGACGAGAGCCUCCGCACGUGCGAAGGAGGAUGUUAUACUGGUGGAGGAGCGACCAGUCCACACGGAGGGGACUGCGAGCUUGCCUCCCAUUAUGGAAGAUCCCGAAUUACGAACCAUGACAAAACCGCACGUGCGGGAAGCAGCCUCGACAAGGUCUGUUGUUCGACAAGGUGAUAAUCCGCGGACGAAGAAACAAACUUUACCUAUAGCUGCUGUUAAAGCCCAAGUGGUAGUGAGUGUCACAACGCGGAGCGACACCCGGGAAUCUUGCGCCGCCGGCGAGGCUCAACUUAUAUCCCACAAGGAGCACAAGCAGAGACAAAAGGUCGCGAACAGCGCAGCAACAUCCGAGCCACAACGGCCUGUGCCACCUCUAAGACGGCCCGAGCAACGAACUGAAUUACGUAUCAAGCCUAGACAGAGGCGAGGCCUGUUGGUGAUAUCAGAACGAAGACAGCAACAGCAAGAACAAUCCGCAUCUGUCAUACCCACUUCAAGCUUGCACUCCGCGCAAACUGCGAAUGUGGAAAGUGUUGAACCGUCGAAAUUACCAAUACUACAAGUUCCGGAGCAUGAUUCAGAACUAAGCCAAGUGAUGGAGGAUCUCGACGUAGGGCAAAUAAUUCAGGCCGCACCAGAGUCCGGCCCUCACCACAUUACAGAAGAAGCUAGAAAACUUGAUUCCAACAUUGACUUUGAUACGCCAGCCGUUGAGUCCAAGACAAAGGAAUCGCCAAGAAAGAAUACCCAGACGAUGUCAGAUUCUGAGGACACAAGUCUGCAGCGAUCACGAAAGAAACGUCAGAUAUCGCCGAAGCGGUUGACAAACAGCCAAGAUAGUGGAUCCGAAUCUGACAACUUACCACGGAGGCGUACGAGACGACCAGGGAGAAAAGCAGCUGGUAAAGACAUCCUAGAUUCAUCUGUUGACGAAGAUGAAGUGAGCGACCCAUCACCUCAAAAAACAUGGAAAACAAGGACUAGACGUGAUUCUGGAUCUUCCGCAGCUGGAUUUUUCAAUGAGGAGGAUCCAGCACAAGGGCCAGCCAGACAACAAAGGCGGACUAGGAGCGAACGUGAUCCAGUCCCUCAUGUUGCGGAGAAGCCCGAGGAACAUAACGGACCACGCAUCAAGAGAAUGGCUCGAAAGAGUGUCAAAUGCAAAGAGAUUUUUGGCUUUGUACUACCAACGGGUGAAGAGCUUACACCGGCUCCAUUCGCAAUGGCCACCAGUCGUAUUGGAACCGUAGGCAGGCCACCAGCGGUUCCAACUCGGUUGCCAGGCAUUUCACUGACGAUGAAUGCUGAAUCUGCGGUUUCAGCACCUCCUCCUGGGUUGGUUGAGAAUCAAGAUGUUGAAGACGCCAAGGGUUUACCACUGGCGGCAGCGUCAAAGAAACGAAUUACGGGGCUGGCGGCGAAGGAAGCCAACUUUGACGACGCGACACACUCAAACACACCGACCGCGGAAGACUCAAUUGCAAAGAAGUCGACUGCAAAAGAAGCAACUGUAACACAGCAGAGAAAUUCGCACAAGCCCACAAUUAUCAACCCUGCAACUCGCGGGAGGAAGGCAGCACGAAAAGAAGACGCGGCCGGCCAAGUCCCAAAGACAAUCGUCCCCUUCGAGGCGCCAAGGCACGUGCGACCGUCUAGAGCUGAACGGCCGGAGCCCGAGAAGACGGACCAGGCGUUGCCGGGUUUCACGAGUGCGAAGGGCGGUGCAUGGAGCAAACACGCUGAAGAUUUGCUUGGGAUGACUCGGCCGACUGGGAAGAAGGGGUUGUCGAUGACGACUUUUGCAUAA
Molecule: messenger RNA, 2895 nt
Organism: Metarhizium album ARSEF 1941
Lineage: Eukaryota; Fungi; Ascomycota; Sordariomycetes; Hypocreales; Clavicipitaceae
Exons: 1
Coding region: 1-2895 (964 amino acids)
Biological process (GO): double-strand break repair
Cellular component (GO): site of double-strand break; nucleus
Source: RefSeq, a predicted model, not a curated record